UCUUGGUGUUGAUCACUUUGUGGCCUACACGGAAGUGCACGAGGUCUCUUCCGUGCAGUCCACUGGUCUCUGCAGACAGGAAGACGCUUGCGUAGGCUACUGAGAGCAUUAGAGCCCAUAAUAACCACAACACGGGCACCACUUGCAGCUUCGAGAAGCUGAGUUGUCGUCGUACAGGUGGAGUCACAGCAUCGAGCAGCUGGACCCACACGAACCACAGGAAGGCACUGGCCACCGCCCAACAACGAUAGUCCCAACUCAUCAUAUCCGACACACACAGACACGCUAUGGAGCAGUGCAACGUUGAGAAAAGAAAGCCGAAGUUAUGGAAUAACAAGGCACGCAGCAUAUCUCGCUGACUGGCGCAUGCAAAUACAGCACAGAAGGCCAAGCUGAGUAGGAAUCCGAGGACAGGGACUGCGUAUUCCUGUGCUGAUUGACUCCCACCUGGUGGAAGAGUUAGCGUUGCAACCGUGAGCGCUAGUCCGAAUGAUCCGGUGCCGUAAAUUCUGAUGAGUUUCGAGACGGAGAACCGCUCUGGAGGCUUCGUCGGCCACGAUUUUAAUAUUGUGUUUCGUGUGUCGAUAGCGCUGAGGCGUAAUGCCACGAGUGUGAUCUGCUGAUGAUGUUGAGCUGUGUCGUUGGCGCUUGCUAUGGACAUGACGGGGGAUGAAAUGCCGAGUUGUUUGUGCAGAACGUGGCCUCUGCUACUGGUCUCGACUCCAAGACUGGCAGUUCUUGAGUACCGCACAGGACGCAGCACGAGAUGGGUACGAUAGAGCUGACAUCGGAUGAGUUUGGAGCCGGCACUGUGUGCUGCGAAGAGCUUUCGCUUUGUAUAGAGAACUCGCAUGAUAAACGGGAUCAAAGUGGCCACGGCGUUCUCGAAUAGUCCCAGUAAUGGUAACGUGACAUCUUCCACUGCACCGGUUAAGGGUAUCAACGUUCCGAGACGAGCUUCUUCGACAUCUACGACUUGGAGGAAGACGAGAACUACGAUGACUAUCAGCACAGUCAAGAGUAUAAUGUUGCUGCGUAUGGCUAUUACGAACGUGCGGAAGUUGGUGUCCAUCGAAAUUGAGAGUUGUGAGUUGAGCCAAAGUGGAAUUAAACUCAUGGCUCGUAGUGGAUCGGCCAAGAAGAAAGCGAGUAGUGACCAGGCGAUGAAGUUGGCAACUGUGAAGAACCAGAACUCGUAAAAUUGACUGAGAAGUCUCAACACGUCGAGGCUUGCGGUGGCCGUUGAGCUCAUUAAAGACGUCAUUGAGAGCGCCGCAGAAAUUGGUCCUAGUAUUUUACCAACGUCCCGUGGUGAAGCCACCACCACCACCGUAAGUAAAAUUCCAAGUAUCUGUCCGAAGUGCAUAAAGUCAAAAUUCUUCUUCAUCCAGCGUAAAAACUUUAAAUUUCGCUGUGGACCCAGCCAUCGAUGUGAUAGAGUGUGUCGGAGAUCAACAACGGGGAGUGCUCGGGUGGCCUCGAAUUUGUACAGAUAAGCACCAUGCUCUCGACUUUCCAGCUGUAUUCUUGGCCUGAGGAACUUCUCGUCCGGUGUAGUGUGUCGUCGCGGUAUCGGGACAAUGCGGACAACAGUCAUCCCGAAGAAUUAUCAAUAUACGGCGACGAAGACUGCAUUCAUGCACACAACGAAAAGAUGACUGUGAUGGGAUGGUAAGAAUGGACUUCAGUAUUCUAUUUUUGAAACCAAUUCUAUGCGAAGUUAUUUAUUUUUUACUUCGGUUCGUCGAGUCUGCAGUGUUGAUGCGAGUUUCCGCGCUGGCAGCGGUCCCAGUGACUUGGCGAGCGAGGCGCAGCUUACGGAAUCCCAAGAAACCAGCAGCGGUGAUAUCUAAGCUCAAGCAUGUUUGGUUAUCUACACAAGUGAGUCAUCGUGGAAAAUACUCCAUCGAGCGAUUUCUAGCUCUUCAAGAGUACACUGAACAUACGCCAAAGCUUCGUAUAUUUCUCGUAUGUGUUGGAACGCCGUUGCUGAUGAUCGCAGCCGUGGUGGCUCUGGAAUGUGUACCGUUGCAAAACCCGAGUGCUGGUUGGAAAGAAAAUUACGGACUCUGGAUCCGCAGUGCUGUUAUUUGCGGCGUUAUUGCGUCGACGAUGCUCAUCGAGUUGAAAUAUUUUAUUGAAGGCAUCACGAUCUCAGCGUGGCAAGCGACUUUUGUACUACUCUGUGUAAUGGUGGGGGAUACGGCACUGUGUAUGACUAUUGCUGCCUAUUUGGCGUUCCCGAUUCCCUUUAUGAGUAUCGUAAUGGUACCUCCAUUACUUGCAAUUGUUGCUGGAUCACUUCGAAUAGCGUUCGGUGCUACAGAUUUUAAGAAAAUGCUCACUCAUUCAGCACAGCUGUAUGGAUUUGUACUAUUCAUUUUGGCCCAAGCAUUGACGCUUCUUGUGUAUCCAGUAUACCAACUCCUCUUUGACGCUGCUGUGAAUACACUCUAUGAAUUACCAGUCAUGAUGCUGCUCCCUGUACUCAAGUUAAUCUUGAAGAAUACAGUCGCGUCGAGUAUAUAUUACAUGGAAGAUAUGUUACCCGAGUCGGUAAUUUUCACAGUCGACUACUUCAAUGCUGUGUACAUGGCUACCUGCAUGCAACGUGCGUCUUCGACCGUCACAGUCACGGCAAUCAUGGUCGUUGAUGUCUUCCACACGUUUCUUGCUCUAUACAGUUUGCAUCGAAAUGCAUUGGAGAUCAGGCACCGAAUGAAUCGAGAUAUGAGCAGCAACACCAACUCUCUCAAACUACUUGAUCUAGGCUGCUCACUGUGUCAAUAUCGCGAUAAAUUUGAGAGACAGGAGCUCUCUCAGAUCCAAUUAAGGUCGUGUCUUCCUCACACACUCUCGUCAGUAGGAAGGAGCUUUCUCGGGCGGUUGGAAAAAUACCCUUUGAAGACCGCUGUCAAAGCUCAUCGAAGACGAAUCGCAAGUAUUUUACCAGCACCCAUCGAUAAUACCUCACCUUCCAGUCAUCAAAGUAAGUGGAAAACUGCUAAGCGCCUUACCACCAAGGCUUACGCUGUAUCGGUGAUCAACAUCUCAACUGUGAAGCCGCUUAUGAGAGACAGCGCGUUCAGGACCAGGAGUGUUAUCUCUUCGUACUCGGUGCCUUCUUCACGGAUUCUCCAUAGAAUCCUCGAGAUUUUAUUCACGACGGAAUGUCUGGUACUUACGGAGUACUUGGAGUCGUUAACUCCCGUAUUUUACGCAAGUUUCCUGCGUAUCAUGGUUCACCUGCCAAGUGCAAAGUACCAUACGGAGCUCGACGGUAUCACACGAGAUACUGUACAAGACACCGUGCAAAUUGUUUUUUUGUAUGGAUUACUCGAGUGCGCUUCGUUCCUAGUUCUCGUUAUGGUUAUAAGACGCACUAUUGGUAUCCACGCACUCUACCACCUCGCGUUCGUAUUGGAGACGCAAAUGGCGCUUAUCCAAAGUAAACUCAUCGUCUGGAUGCUGCUGACAUUAACCUGUCGCGAAGUCCAUUACGGCUUCGACUUCAGCUUCCAGUUCGCUUGGAUCAAAGAUAGCAAUUAAUAUUUUCCCAAGGUAAACAAGAAGACAGUAGGAAUUGUGCCGAGUAUUGGUCUAAUUUCUGCUUUUUGAGACC
Molecule: messenger RNA, 3622 nt
Organism: Phytophthora nicotianae INRA-310
Lineage: Eukaryota; Oomycota; Peronosporomycetes; Peronosporales; Peronosporaceae
Exons: 2
Coding region: 1669-3549 (626 amino acids)
Source: RefSeq, a predicted model, not a curated record